AUGGAGCAUUUUGCUCAGCAAGCUUCUGCGGAAUGGUUGUGGGAGAAAGGUGUGCAUCUGAGGCUGGACUACGGCAGUCGCCCUCGUGACACUUCUGGUUUGCAAGAUCGGUUUUGGCAGACUGGCCUGCGAAAUCUGGGCAACUCUUGCUAUUUGAACGCUGUUGUUCAGUGCAUGGUCGCAUGUCAGCCUCUGCGCAGGGAUUUGUCUCAGAGACUGCGGAAAGGGCAGUUGCGGACAUGCAUGGAAGAACUGACGCAACGCCUGCAGAGCGAGAAGUACGAUUGCAUCGCUCCGUAUGCUUUACUAAACCAGAUCUAUUUGACCAAUACCGUGAAAUUUCCACCUGGAGAAUCGGCAGAUUGCAGUGAUUGCCUCGAAAUCCUGCUUGAGACUUGUGGCAUCGAACACGCUGACGGUUUGUAUAUGAUGACCAGCACGCCGAUGGAAUUGGAUCAUCGUGCAAUCACUGUGGAGGAGGUGACGCGGGCGAACUUUCCAUGUGGCUGGCCGAACUCGGAUGCUGUCAUCCUGCAACUGGACGGCAACCGUGAGGGCGCUGCGAUCGAUUGGACGCAGCUACUGGCUCAGUCUGGAAGAGAGGACACGGCAAAAUAUGACGGAACAAGCUUUGGUGUUAAGCUUCGUUUGGAGUAA
Durusdinium trenchii is the source of this 657-nucleotide messenger RNA. NCBI's taxonomy places the organism in Eukaryota, Dinophyceae, Suessiales, Symbiodiniaceae. The record is from the annotation of a GenBank genome assembly.